Molecule: messenger RNA, 690 nt
Organism: Orbilia oligospora ATCC 24927
Lineage: Eukaryota; Fungi; Ascomycota; Orbiliomycetes; Orbiliales; Orbiliaceae
Exons: 2
Coding region: 1-690 (229 amino acids)
Source: RefSeq, a predicted model, not a curated record
AUGCUUUAUACUCUCCCACGUCUUGUCCUCUCCGCUCUCCUUCUAGGCUCUGCCAUCAAUGGCGCCGCAAUCCCAGACCCAGAAGCAUACAAUGGCUCUCAAUUAGAAGAACGCACCGCCUGCAAUGCCGACAAUUUGCUUCGUCUCAUUCGGGGCCAAGAAAACCUAGCGCAAGGGCUGGAGUUUUGCAGCAGUUGGCUUGGAAAGGUUCACACGACAGUCACCGUUGUAGGAAAGACCAUUACACCCACCAUCACAACAACUGAAGUAUCAACUUCCACUUCAACCCACCUCCUCACAGAGACAGCCACGAUUACAAAUACCGACUACUCAACCAUCACGAACACAAAAACGGUCAUCGUAACGCGACUGCAGACAGUCCUUGUUUGGAACAAGGUUAAGCGCACAUGUAAAACGAAAAAACCAUUAUCAGAACAAAUUUUGUCGAGCACCUACCCUCCCUCGCGAAUUUCUAGCGCCUGCAACUGCCUCACGAUAGAACCGGGGACUACAAGCACAGUUUAUUUGACCCAGACUGCAGCACCAGUCACCUCCUCAGUCAUCAUUCCCUCCGUCACGGAAACCUCGUUUACAAUCACAGACACUGUGGCGGUCACAACUACUUUGACACAGACCGACUCCGCGACCACGUCGAAGACAACAGUUUCAUGGGUUUACAUUACAAUUUAA